AUGUCAACGCCUACUUCACCCACUACGUCCGAGUUGCCCUCAAGGGUGACGACGGGGUUGAGUGAUGAUGGUAUUCCUGAGGUUGACCCCUCGAGCACGGCUGGAUUGCUUGCAGAACGAUUGCAGGCGUGGAAGCAUGCGGUCGGAUACCUUGAGGAGUACAUGGUGGCUAUGGAGAAGAUCCAUGGUCACCAGGCGAAGGAGUACGAGAAGGUAUUCAAGACCAUGUCUCACCCCAUUAAGGAGGACCACCACUUUGACCAAGGCCUCGGCGGCGUCGCCGGCUUCUUCGAGAAUAUGCGCUCCAACACACAGGCCCUCGUCAAUACCAAUAUCGAGACCGAGAAGAGCAUCAAGGGUUCCGUCCUGCCUAUCCUUGAGCGCCUGCACCGGGAAAUCAAGCACAAGGCCAGUGAGCUGGCCCAUGGCCUGCAGAAGGGUGCCAAGGAGGUUGAGAAGACUCGCAAUAGUACCCAGAAGCAUGUUGAGCUGCUCGGCCAGCGAACUGCUUCGUUCGACUACGCGGCAGGCGGGAAGCUUACUAGUAAUGACGACCCCUAUGUUGUUCACCGUGGUAUUCUACACCGCCUGAGCAACCAGGUUAUUGCUGAGAAUAACCACCGGAACGACCUUAUCGCCGAGCAGAAUAGCUUCCCCACCUUUGAGACCCAUGUUAUUGAGGGCAUCCAGCAGGCGAUGGAGGCCUUUACUCACCUCGCCAGCCGACAUGGAGAGAAGACCCGGGCACUACACAACGAUAUGCUAGGCGCCAUCCAGCGCGUCCCUCCCGACUUUGAGUGGACGCGAUUCAAGGCCCGUAACACCGAACGACUCGCCAGCCCUGAUGAGCCCCCGCGUAGUGUCGAGGCCAUCCAAUUUCCCAAUAUGGAGCACCAGUCAACAAAGCCCCUGAUCGAAGGUUCGCUCGAACGCAAGUCGCGCAACAAGCUCUCGCGGGGCUACUCGACGGGCUACUACGUCGUCACGCCGGCAAAGUUUCUGCACGAGUUCAAGGACUCCGAUAACACCCGUCAAGACCCCAAGCCGGAGCUGUCCAUCUACCUCCCUGACGCCGUCAUCGGCACGCCCAACGGCGAGAAGUUCAACGUCAAGGGCAAAGACAAGGCCAAGACAAUUGGAGGCAAGCUGACGGGCUCCUCCGAGCUGGGAUUCAAGGCCCAUACGGCGGCUGAUGCUCAAAAAUGGUUCCAAGUCAUCCGGAGCGUCGUCGGCGCGGCGGGAGCAGUCGACACGACCACCUCGGCGCCCACGUCGCCCAUCGCUCAGACGGCAUCCCCCAUCUUGGAAGAUAAGAAAAUUGAUGGUAAGGGCCAGGGGAGUUCGCCCGUCACCAUGCACGUGGAGCACACGGCCUAG
This is a messenger RNA of Ilyonectria robusta, 1377 nucleotides long. RefSeq lists its product as uncharacterized. The record is from RefSeq and is a predicted model, not a curated record. Bases 1 to 1377 code for a protein of 458 amino acids. NCBI's taxonomy places the organism in Eukaryota, Fungi, Ascomycota, Sordariomycetes, Hypocreales, Nectriaceae. The transcript is spliced from 3 exons.